GCCAGGCCGGUCCCGGGGUGCUGGGCCAGUCCUGGAGUGCCGGUCCGGUCCCCGGGUGUAUGUUGCUAAUCUCUCCGUGGGCUGCUUUCUCUCCUGGGGCUUGCGUUUUCUAGUGACUGUUGAGUUGUCCAUAGGAAAGACCCGAGGCAGUCGCAGGAGCAUCUCCAUGAGAUGUGCAAGGAGGGGGGCAGUGGGAUUUUUGCCUCUCCCAGGGACCCUGAAAUUGACCAUGGAGUGGAUCGCAGCUCCAAGAGGAGGCAGGUGAAGCCUUUGGCAGCUUCUCUCCUAGAAGCUCUCGAUUAUGAUAGUUCAGAUGACAGUGAUUUUAAAGUUGGAGAUGCCUCAGAUUCUGAAGGGAGUGGUAAUGGAAGUGAAGAUCCUUCAAAAGACAGUGGAGAAGGUUCCUGUAGUGAUUCUGAAGAAAAUAUUUUAGAGGAAGAACUGAAUGAAGAUGUUAAGGUUAAGGAAGAAGAACUUAAACAUUCUACAGGGGAAGAAAUACUGUCAUCUGACAAACCAUUAAUUAAAAUAGAAAAGAAAGAGGAAGAAGAAAAUGGAGAGAGACCUAGAAAGAAAAAGGAAAAAGAGAAAGAAAAAGAGAAAGAGAAAGAAAAGGAGAAAGAGAAGGAAAAAGAAAAAGCAGCUGGAUCUGAUAGUGUGGCUGUUUCUGCUGCUGCCACCACACCAGCCACAAGCCCUCCCACAGUAAAUACAUCCCCUUCUGCACCCACUACAGCAAGCACCACAGAGGAACAAGUCAGUGAGCCCAAAAAGUGGAACCUUCGUCGAAACCGACCCCUGUUGGAUUUUGUAUCCAUGGAAGAGCUGAAUGACAUGGAUGAUUAUGACAGUGAGGAUGACAAUGACUGGCGGCCUACCGCAGUGAAGAGAAAAGGGAGAUCAUCAUCUCAGAAGGAAGGAAGUGAUGGAGACAAUGAGGAUGAUGAAGAUGAAGGAAGUGGGAGUGAUGAGGAUGAGAACGAUGAAGGCAAUGAUGAAGACCAUAGCAGCCCUGCUAGUGAAGUGGGUUGCAAGAAGAAGAAGAGUAAAGUUCUUAGCAGAAACAGUGCUGAUGAUGAGGAACUGACCAAUGAUAGCCUGACACUAUCUCAAAGCAAGAGUAAUGAGGACUCGCUGAUUCUUGAGAAGAGUCAAAACUGGAGUUCUCAAAAAAUGGAUCAUAUUCUGAUUUGCUGUGUGUGUCUUGGUGAUAAUAGUGAAGAUGCAGAUGAAAUAAUUCAGUGUGACAAUUGUGGCAUUACAGUCCAUGAAGGUUGUUAUGGAGUUGAUGGAGAGAGUGACUCCAUUAUGAGUUCAGCUUCUGAAAACUCCACUGAACCUUGGUUUUGUGAUGCCUGUAAAUGUGGUGUUUCUCCUAGCUGUGAGCUGUGUCCAAAUCAGGAUGGAAUUUUCAAGGAGACAGAUGCUGGAAGAUGGGUUCACAUUGUUUGCGCCCUCUACGUUCCUGGGGUAGCCUUUGGAGAUAUUGACAAAUUGAGACCGGUAACGCUUACAGAAAUGAACUAUUCCAAAUAUGGUGCCAAGGAAUGUAGCUUUUGUGAAGACCCUCGCUUUGCUAGGACUGGGGUUUGCAUUAGCUGUGAUGCUGGCAUGUGCAGAGCCUAUUUUCAUGUGACCUGUGCACAGAAGGAAGGUCUACUUUCAGAGGCAGCAGCAGAAGAGGACAUAGCAGAUCCAUUUUUUGCUUAUUGUAAGCAACAUGCAGAUAGGUUAGACAGGAAGUGGAAGAGAAAAAACUACUUGGCUCUGCAAUCCUAUUGUAAAAUGUCUCUUCAAGAGAGAGAGAAACAACUGUCACCAGAAGCACAGGCAAGAAUUAAUGCUCGGCUUCAGCAAUAUCGUGCAAAGGCAGAAUUGGCUCGCUCUACCAGACCUCAGGCCUGGGUUCCUCGGGAAAAACUACCCAGACCCCUUACUAGUAGUGCUUCAGCUAUUCGUAAAUUGAUGCGGAAAGCCGAACUAAUGGGGAUCAGUACAGAUAUCUUUCCAGUGGACAAUUCAGAUACUAGUUCUAGUGUGGAUGGAAGGAGAAAACAUAAACAGCCUGCUCUCACUGCUGAUUUUGUGAAUUAUUAUUUUGAGAGAAAUAUGCGCAUGAUUCAAAUUCAGGAGAACAUGGCGGAGCAAAAGAAUAUAAAGGAUAAAUUAGAGAAUGAGCAAGAAAAGCUUCAUGUAGAAUAUAAUAAGCUGUGUGAAUCAUUAGAAGAACUACAAAAUCUGAAUGGCAAACUUCGAAGUGAAGGGCAAGGAAUUUGGGCCUUGCUAGGCCGAAUCACAGGGCAGAAACUGAACAUACCAGCAAUUUUGCGAGCACCCAAGGAGAGAAAGCCAAGUAAAAAAGAAGGAGGCACACAAAAGACAUCUAUUCUUCCUACUGUACUUUAUAGUUGUGGAAUUUGUAAGAAGAACCAUGACCAACAUCUUCUCUUAUUGUGUGAUACCUGUAAACUUCAUUACCAUCUUGGAUGUCUAGAUCCUCCUCUAACUAGAAUGCCCAGAAAGACCAAAAACAGUUAUUGGCAGUGCUCAGAAUGUGACCAGGCAGGGAGCAGUGACAUGGAAGCAGACAUGGCCAUGGAAACCUUACCUGAUGGAACCAAGCGGUCCAGGAGGCAGAUUAAGGAACCUGUGAAAUUUGUUCCACAGGAUGUGCCUCCAGAGCCCAAGAAGAUUCCAAUAAGAAACACGAGAACAAGAGGACGAAAACGAAGCUUUGUUCCUGAGGAAGAAAAGCAUGAGGAAAGAGUUCCUAGAGAAAGAAGACAAAGACAGUCUGUGUUACAAAAGAAGCCCAAGGCUGAAGAUUUAAGAACUGAAUGUGCAACUUGCAAAGGAACUGGAGACAAUGAGAAUCUUGUCAGGUGUGAUGAAUGCAGACUUUGUUACCAUUUUGGCUGUUUGGAUCCUCCUUUGAAAAAGUCCCCUAAACAAACAGGCUAUGGAUGGAUAUGUCAGGAAUGUGAUUCUUCAUCUUCCAAGGAAGAUGAAAAUGAAGCUGAAAGGAAAAAUGUAUCUCAGGAGCUCAACAUGGAACUGAAAAAUCCAAAGAAAUAACUGACUUUCUUUAGUGUUUUGAAAAGUUUGCAGUUUAUCUAGUAGCAGAUGAAAUUUCUAAUUUGUAAAGUGAUGAAUUGUAAAAUUUAAUUUGCAAAAAUGUUCUCAAUAAAGUCAUUGAAAUAGGA
Molecule: messenger RNA, 3203 nt
Organism: Perognathus longimembris pacificus (Pacific pocket mouse)
Lineage: Eukaryota; Metazoa; Chordata; Mammalia; Rodentia; Heteromyidae
Gene: Phf14
Product: PHD finger protein 14
Exons: 18
Coding region: 172-3075 (967 amino acids)
Biological process (GO): regulation of transcription by RNA polymerase II
Source: RefSeq, a predicted model, not a curated record